AUGUAUUUAAAUGUGGGUCUGCCAGCUACUCCUCUCAUUUCAAGUCAAUGCUGUGGAAGAGAGCCAGAGAUCAGUAAUAACUAACACUUUUUCAUAGUGCAGUCCAAAUCGUCUCACCAUGUUUGUUUCAAUUGCACUGCUAUGCCUCUGCCUUUUAUUUCUCAUUCUUCAACUCAAAUCCAAGAGGCCGAAGAACUUCCCACCAGGCCCCCCAGGCCUUCCCCUGGUGGGGAACACUUUGCAGUUGAGUUUGGAGAACCCCUUAAAGGACUUUGAGAAGCUGAGGAAGUCUUACGGAGAUGUCUACAGUAUUUACAUUGGCCAGAAACCAGCUGUAGUCAUCAAUGGGCUGAAGGCCGUAAAGGAGGCGAUGGUGACUAAGGCUGCUGAUUUUGCUGGACGACCCCAAGACUUGUUUGUUAAUGAUGUCACCAAGAGUAAAGGAGUAAUUUUGGUCGAUUACGGCUCUAGUUGGAGGGAACAUCGUCGCUUUUCUUUGAUGACUUUGAGGAACUUUGGUCUGGGGAAGAACUCGAUGGAGGACAGGAUUCAUGAAGAGAUAAAAUACAUCGUUAGAACCUUGGAAGACAGUGUUGGUAAAACCAUGAGUCCUCAAGUUAUGUUUCACAAUGCGGCCUCCAACAUCAUCUGCCAGGUCCUGUUUUCUACACGCUACGAGUAUGAUGAUGCGCUAAUCAAACAGAUUGUUCAGUGCUUCACUGAGAAUACCAAGAUGGCCAAUGGACCGUGGGCUAUGCUCUAUGACACUUUUCCCAUAAUUCGUAACCUGCCACUGCCCUUCCAAAAGGCCUUUGAGAAUUUAGAGACUUCAAAGAAAAUUGCAAUUGGUUUGAUCAAUGAGCACAAGAAGACCAGAGUUCCUGGAGAGCCACGAGAUUUUAUUGACUGCUAUCUGGAUGAACUGGAGAAGAGAGGCGAUGAUGGGUCUUCAUUCUCAGAGGAGUGGCUCAUUAUGAAUGCUUUAGAUCUUCACCUUGCUGGGACUGACACCACCUCCAACACCCUCCUUACCGCUUUCCUUUACCUGAUGAACUACCCCCACAUCCAAGAAAGAUGUCAGCAGGAGAUAGACGACGUGUUGGGAGGGAAGUAUCGGGCCAGUUUUGAGGACAGACACGAGAUGCCUUACACACAGGCUGUGAUUCACGAGAUACAGAGAGUUGCCAACACUGUCCCUCUCAGUGUCUUCCACUGCACCACUAGAGACACAGAGCUGAUGGGAUAUUCAAUUCCCAAGGGAACAAUGAUCAUCGAGAAUCUGACCUCAGUGCUCAGCGAGGAGGGACAGUGGAAAUUCCCUCAUGAAUUCAACCCUGAAAACUUCCUCGAUGACAAAGGAGAGUUUGUUAAACCAGAGGCCUUCAUGCCUUUCUCUGCAGGUUCUCGGGUGUGUCUCGGGGAGGGUCUGGCUCGCAUGGAGCUCUUCCUCAUGAUUGUGACUCUGCUGAGGAAGUUUAAGUUCAUCUGGCCCGAGGAUGCAGGAGAACCAGACUUCACUCCAGUCUUUGGAGCCACUAUGACUCCCAGCCCUUAUCACAUGAAGGUCCAACUCAGGACCGCGCACUGAAGUGGCGUGCAUAGGUGGAAGAUGCAGAAAGAAAAAGUGCCACUUAGUUUUGAAAACCUAUUUAAUGAAGAAUGCUGUACUUAGUAGUUUAAAUAGCUUCUGCUGGGAAAAUUUCCCUGAGAUGUUUUUAACACAAUGAUUCUCAAACUGUGGGACGUGGGUAACAAAGGGAAUGAUGAGAAAAAAAACAAGUUGAUUAGCAUCUGUUGAGUGGUAUUUAUUAAAACUCAGCUGUGAUUUUUUUUUAGAUUAAAAUGGUCGUGGAGUGAGACGUGCUUUGGGCUUCUUAGCGGGGUGAUGCCAGUUAAAACUUUAAGAACAAGUGUAUUAAAACACUAGACACACUCUGAUAAACAUGCCAAACUCA
Messenger RNA from Haplochromis burtoni (Burton's mouthbrooder), 1955 nucleotides. RefSeq names its product cytochrome P450 2J6. Gene Ontology annotation, biological process: xenobiotic metabolic process. Bases 119 to 1588 code for a protein of 489 amino acids. NCBI's taxonomy places the organism in Eukaryota, Metazoa, Chordata, Actinopteri, Cichliformes, Cichlidae. Gene Ontology annotation, molecular function: iron ion binding; oxidoreductase activity, acting on paired donors, with incorporation or reduction of molecular oxygen, reduced flavin or flavoprotein as one donor, and incorporation of one atom of oxygen; heme binding. Gene Ontology annotation, cellular component: cytoplasm; intracellular membrane-bounded organelle. The transcript has 11 exons. The record is from RefSeq and is a predicted model, not a curated record.